AUUGCAGGGCUUCAAUCCCCUCAGAAAGCCAGGCUGACUGCAGACUACAGCUGUUUCCUCUGUGGAGCCUGGCAGCUGGACGGGGGCUGCACGGUGGUCCUGCCCCUCAACGUCUUUCUUUCUGGUGGUUAGGACUUAAGGGACAUUGCUGCUUACAGACCUUUAGGAGUGAGGGCCAUACCACCCCCACCCACUCCACUCUCUCCUCCAUUGCUCUGGGAAGCGUUCACUAACGAUGUGUUAUUGUGUUGAUAUUCUUGGAAAUAGGACACUGUGUUGUCUUGGUUUCUCCUUCAGUCUUUUUGUUGUUGUCCUUCCCUCCUCUUAUAUCCUGCUUCAAGCAUUGUUCCUUUCUCUCCCCUCCCUUGUGCCUGAGAGCCAAGUGGACUAGUCUGCCUGGCUGCUUCCGCAGUUCAGUGGCUUCUGAUAGUAGCGUUGCCCCUGGCUACAGGCAGGCAGGUGGUGUCUGGUUACCUCACCUUGCUGUGUCAUUCUCCUGUAUGUUAACUCCAGCCAGAGAGAGCAGGGUGGAGAGUACACAGCAGGCCUUGGGCGUGGUUUCUGUUUCCUUUGAAACCUCUCUGCUUUGGGUUUUGACUGGGGGGUAGAGUUGAGGCCGGGGGCCUACUGCCGGAGAGAACUGCCUAACCUUGUUUUCACACCUGACUGGGUUUAUUUACGGAGAACUUGGAGUAGCCUAAAUCAUCAUUGGCGGAAUGGUUGGUUGUUUUUCCGAGGCUACCUUUUUAGAGCAUUGCGGUGCACGAUAUCUGGACAUUGAUCUCUGAUCAUUAUCAUGUUGGAAAGGAAAAGUGUUUCCAACCAGCUGAUGACUGAUUUCUAAGGUGAGUAACACCCUUACGGGGUUGGGAGUCUGUCUCAUUGAACAACAAUAUUUAGUUUGAAAACAACUCUGUUUUAAAAGUGAAACCUUUGAAGUUGGCACAUACUUAAUUUGUCGACAGUGAUGACUUCACAGCAAAUGGUAUUUGGUAAGGCCUAACAGUAGGUUAUUAUUACUCAAUGGAAUGAAUGACAUUUUGUCCAGUAUGUUACUGUCAAAGUGGAACAUCUGCACCUGUUGCUUCUUUGACACAAUAUUGUUGGAAUCAAUGUUUUACCCCCACAUGUAAUUUGCCUUAUGGGCAUUUCCAUCAAAAAGGACCCAUUAGCACCAACGUGACGUUCAUAGGAGCAUAUCAAAUUGGGUGUUAAAUGAAGCGAAAAGUUUAUAUUUUGGGGAAAUUAAGGCAUAGAUACAUUUAUCAACCAUUUUCUAACUAAAAAAAUUAGCCAUAAAUAAAGGCUUUGAUUUCUGGAUGAACAUGGAAAAGGGGUUUAAGAAAACAUCUACCAGAAAAGUCUUAAGAGGUGUCAGAAAUGCAUCAGAAUACACUGUUGACAUAAAGACCUCUGCCACUAAUAUCAACACAUAUUUAGUUUGGGAGAAAUUGUUUACCUUCUAAGUUUAAGAAAUCUAGCCUUGUCCCUUAUGUUACAACAAACCCACACAUCUUUUAAGAUAUUUUCUAAUUUCUCUCCCUCACGAGGGAGGAUAGUGGAAGUUCACAGAAGUAACAAGUAAUGGUAGACCUUACCAAUGAGUUAUAGUGAUUUUACUAUCAAUUUUGUUUAUGAAUUAAGUGAUUUAAAACUCAUAAUUCCAUUACCAAAUUGGUAACAGAAUUAGCAAAAAAAUCACUAAUGGAAUUUCUGCAACUGAAUUGGCUACAAUGGGAAAUCAUAAUAGUCACAAACCACAGUUGUGUUACCUGCUACUGUCCUCCAUUCCACUGGCUAACUGUUAUGUUCAGCUCAUAACUUUUUUCUUUGUCUUUCUGUCGUCUGGUGGUCUAACCAAGUUUGUUAAAACAGUCUGAGUCUAGACAACCUUUCGUUCUCUCUCUCGUGUUCUCUCUCUCUCUCUCUCUCGUUCUCUCUCUCUCUCUCUCUCUCUUGUUCUCUCUCUCUCUCUCUUGUUCUCUCUCUCUCUCUCUCUCUCUCUUGUUCUCUCUCUCUCUCUCUUGUUCUCUCUCUCUCUCUCUUGUUCUCUCUCUCUCUCUCUCUCUCUCUCUCUCUCUCUCGUUCUCACUCUCCAGUUAAUGUCACCUCUCCCGGAUCUUACUGACACCUACCUAUGAGCCCCCUCUCUUUCCAUUUACUGAAAUCAGCAUCCUCACCCACUGAGCACCAACAGACACCGGAUGUCCAUGGACGCUGAAAAGUAGUUGAAAUUUGGUCAGGACCAAAUCUGAACCUAUCACAGACUUAUGUUUUACAAGUUUGGAUAGCACAGUACAGUGAGUAGAGAACAGAGUACAUUACAGUACUCAGCAAAGUAGAGUACAGUACUGAGUAUUGGGCUCCCGAGUGGGGCAGCGGUCUAAGGCACUGCAUCUCAGUGCUUAAGGUGUCGCUACAGACCCCCUGGUUCGAUUCCAGGCUGUAUCACAACCGGCCGUGAUUGGGAGUCCCAUAGGGCGGCGCAAAAUUGGCCCAGCGUCGUCCGGGUUUGGCCGGUGUAGGCCGUCAUUGUAAAUAAGAAUUUGUUCUUAACUGACUUGCCUAGUUAAAUAAAGGUAAAAUAAAUAAAUUGUAGAGCACAGGCCAGUCCAAUACAGUAGAGUACAGUAUAUUGUACUGUACAGGGGUCGCAUAAGCUUUCAGAAAUCUGCAUUUUCAAAAACAUAGAACAUCAAAUCUGUUUUAAACCAUUUCACCUUUUGUUUUAUAUUGUGAAAGUCAGGUGUUAUUUUGCUUCAAUAGAGAUGAGGGGCGUGCAACUAUAUAUGUUUUCAUCACACAAAAUACAUUAGUGCAACACAUUCGGCAGAAAAUCGUUUUGAUCAGAUGACAACAGACAGAAGUGCAAUGCUAUAUGGCUAGCAGCCACACAAGUAAAUUGGCUUACAAUCAAAAAGCAAAAACGAUGCAUGGCCGUCGAAUUUCAAAUUUUUAUCAUAAAAAGAAUGUAGCCAGCUACAUCUCCUAAUGUUUUUGCUUGAAGUUAAUCUUGUAUUUAAACUUUCUACUGGAGAAAAACUACACAGGAGGAAAUUACUGGGGGAAAGUAGCCUACACAUCAGUCAGAGCGCUGUCUGGUGGACCAAUGUCGAGAGCAAAUAUAUUUCAUCUGAUGGAGAAAUGCAACUGAAGCAUGAAAAUACUCCUUUUACAUUCAUGAUUUGGAGCGAACCCUGACUAAAGCCGAGCAGAAUUUACAAUAAGAAGCCAUUUUUAGAUCUGCGUUUAUGAAAGACCGCAAGAUACAGUGUCUGGUCUUUCCUUUUCAGUGUGGAAAACGCGGAAUCCUGCUGUACUGAACUCCGCUGUGCUGUACUGAACUGUUCUCUACUGUGCUGUGAAACAUGAGGAGAGUGACAUUCCUAUCCAUAAUGAUGCAUUUCUUUGUAGUGUAGUUCAGGGACCCAUGAUGUAAUUCCGUUACCGGGUGUAAAUCCACUUCACUUACUGUAGUUCAAUAACCAAAAUAUAUAUUUUUCAAACUCAAGGUGCCAUGUCAUAGCUGACACCCAAUUCUUUCUGCAGACAUCUUUGAAUCUUUAUUUGAAGCAGAUAUUUUACGUUUUUGGAAAACGUAGUCGCAUAAAAACCUGAGGGAGAGUUUACCAUAAUUCUGUUACCAAAGUUUGCAUCUGCAGUUCAUCCACUAAGUCAAUGGAAAUUGUUAAAAGUAUUCCUUGUGCAAAGAGUUGUAUGGUUUGUUAAACUUUUAAAUCAAUGGCAUACAUUUUUAAUGCUGAGUCAAAGCGGAAUAGUGUGUGUGUACGUGUACUAUGGGUUGGUUGCUUGGCUUGUUCCAGCAGCCUGGCCACACACUAACUGCACUGCCCUGCUAGCCUAAUGAGUGCAUGUUUAUGAGGAGGUGCAGGUGGAUUCAUAUUUCAGCUCUGCGACUGCCUCCCUGGGCCAUACAGGAAGGAAGCGGUGGCUUUAUACACCAUGACAAAUAGUCGUCCAUUCAAACGGGUUGGAGUGGCUAGUUUCCUUUAAAAAAAAAUCAUGUUAGUUCCAUGUUGAACCUACUUAAUUAAUAUGCAUAAUUAAUGACCUGACAUAAGAUAUUAGUGGAUGUGUAAGGCAGAUACAUGAUGAAGCUCCAUCUGGUCCUGAGGUAAUUAAUCAGGCUGAAAUGAGCCGCUGCUGAACCUGGACUCCACCACUUUCUCACUCUGUUCACCAGAGCACUGAUCCUCACACACACACAUAUACACACAAUGGCCAGGAGACACUAGUAGAGGACUGGGUUCACUUUGCAUUGAACCAUGCCAUGUGUGUUACUGUUUUUAACAUUUGCGCUGGAGAGUGAAGCAAAUAACAAUGGUAUUUUUAGGCAUUGUGUGUCUGUCCCUGCAAGUACAUCAACCAUUCAUCAGAUUCUCUGUGAGAAUGAAAGGGGGUGAAACAGUGUGUGUGACAUUGUGAAUUUUUAAACCGUUUGUGUGUGUCCCUGCAGAGUACAGCCGGUUUGAGUCGAAGAUCCACGACCUGAGGGAACAGAUGAUGAACAGUAGCAUGAGCUCUGGGUUCGGGCUCCUUGCGCACCAGCGAGAAACGCUCCCUCUACGUCAGGUACUAGAACACACAAAAAGAACACACCGCUCCCAAAUUCAUCAUGUAUAGCUCACCACUCACAAAUACUACGAUUUUUUCAUCAGCACAAAGUAGGUCACGAUGAGACUAUCGGAUGCAAAAUAUCUGCUCAUAUGAUGAAUUUGAUGCGCAAGCUUUUCAGUUGGAUGCCACACAUGACCUAUAUUACCUAGUUGCAGCCUAUGGCUGGCGAAAGUACUCCUGGUAUCUUAAUGUUAUUACAUUGUGGGCAUGAAGCCAAAACUGUAAGGAACCCCAGUCAGGAAGAGCAACAGGUGCCAGGCAGCCCCCCCCCCCCCCCCCCCUGCUGUAAUGAAUGCAGCUGCCUGAGUCGGAACAGGAAGUGCUCUGGGGGGGUCAAGGGGAAAAGUAUUAAUCUAUGAUGUAACACUCAUGUGCCAGGUACUGGAACCAUAUUUCAAGGGAAGUGCUGUGGUGCUGCGUCACAUAAAGCCAAUAUUUCCAACCCCUGCAAUAAUAGCAACAUUUUCAGAUCAGAUUUUAUGGAGAUUCUUGACAGAAGGAAGCAUCUCCAAAUUCAAGGCUUACUAUGAACACAAGCUAGAUCAAAUACUUGAAAUGAACGAUGUGUAAUCACUUCAAUGUCCUAAAGCAGAAACAGUCAAUAAACAAAGUAAGAUAAUGUUCUGUCAUUUUCCCAUUGUUGUCCCCCAUCAAGACUGUAGCUCAUUGGACCACCUGUAGACAAUGUAAACCAGGAUGACUAAUGCUCUAUAAGUCUCCUGUCAGCCAGGGAGAGCCAGCCGUUCCUCUGUGUGGGUGACUAAACAUACAGUUAUGGAAGAAAAGGCUCUUGUUUCAUUCCACUGCAGCAGCAGUAGAGCAGACCUCUCCCCAGCCAGCCUAUCCUCUGGAAUGUGAGACCUCUCAGGUGCGCACACACACACAGCCAGGGUACAAUCUGAAUGCCUGUGUGAGGGGAGGCAGGGGAGGCAGUCAUGUAACCUGGCAGUGAGACUCGAUACCAUUACCUGCAGGUAGCAAGUAUCAGGGCAGUCUGAAUACUUCCGACCGGGCAGCUAAUAGGGAGAACACACUGGUAAUAGCAACGCCACACUGGACCACUAAGUGUUCUGCAGAUCCAGGUCAGAUUGGUGCUGGGUUGGUGGCAGUAGGGGAACCUGUAGAGCAGGAAUUCCUCCCUGUAAAAUAGCAGUGGGUUGACCUGUCUGACAGGGAACCGACAGACUCAUAGCAGAAGUCAUGGAAACUGUGACAACAAAGAAACCAGUGUGUUUUGUAAUAACAUUGUAAAAUUUCAUCAUGUGAGGUAGUGGGUUUUAAACUUCAGAACCUGUUACUAGUAUGGUGCAGUAAAACUGUAUAUGCUGUUGAGUGAUUGACACAAACACCCCUCCCCUGUCUCUGUGUGUAGAGCUCUUUUUGACUAUGACCGGGCCAGAGACAGCUGUCUGCCCAGCCAGGGCCUGAGCUUCUCCUAUGGGGAUAUCCUGCAUGUCAUCAACGCCUCCGAUGACGAGUGGUGGCAGGCACGUCUGGUCACGCCCCACGGGGAGAGCGAGCAGAUCGGGGUCAUUCCAAGCAAGAAGAGGUAACCUCAUCCCCCUUUUACCACCCAAAAUGUGCUGCUGUUGUGUGACUCAAAGUGCCUCAGUAGAUAUCUGAAAUGUCACUUUCUAUGCAGGGUGGAGAAGAAAGAGCGAGCGAGGUUAAAAACAGUCAAGUUCCACGCCAGGACGGGCAUGAUCGAGUCCAACAGGGUGAGUCUGGAGGGCUGUGCUCUCUGGUUCUCCUGCCUGGCAGUGGGCACCCAGGGAGCUGACCCACUUCCCCCUCGAGGCAGGCAGUGUGGGAACAGGAGCGGGUAGCAGGGACCUGGCUGCUCAUUAGAGCUAGUGGAGAAACCAAAGACUCAUAUAUAUAUAUAUAUAUAUAUAUAUAUAUAUAUUACAUUACAGACAGUCCCGCCUCUCUAUAAACUGACUCAAUGCUUAAUCAUUUAACCUGUCACUAUCCUAUUUAGUGCAAUUAGUGUUUUUAAUGUGAUACAAAGUCUUAGUGUACAUCAGGCAAUGUAAGAAACCCCUGGUUCACAAAUGUAGGCUCUCAGUUGGUGAAAGUAUUAAUUGGUUGUCUUGUUUUCACAUGGUGUUCAUGUAAUAAUUUGACACCUGUAUAGUCCUGUAAUGAUAUGCUCGCUCAAAGGAAUGCAAUUUUCGCUCGUGUAUAUACCAUUUCUAGGAUCAAAAUGGAAAUGGCAUCUGCCCUUUGCAUAAGUGUUCCAUUCAUUUUACCCUGGUUAUCUGCUUUCAUUUAUGUUCAUGCUUUCAUUUUUUUAUUGAGUUUUGUCUGUUUUAUUUCGUUUUGCAUGUGUGUUUGGUGUCCUCAUUGAACAACAUUCUGUUCUGUUUUUUGUUUCAUCCCCCAUCGCCCCCCUCCCCUCAUCACGCACAUCUCCAAGCAGCCAGUCAAAGUAAAGCGCAAAAAAAGCUUCAACCUCUCACGCAAGUUCCAGUUUUACAAGAGCAAGGAGAAUAUUGUGCAGGAGUUGGAUUCUGAACGUGAGUACCCAAAGUGUGUGAUAUGAGGGGGUUUUACUUUUCGCGCUUUCCUUUCAUGCUUCAUCCUUCCCUCAUCUCCACUCACCUCUGGGAGCAGACCGUGGCUGUCUAUCUGUGAGCAGUACUGUCUUUCCCCACUCACUGUCACUCGCUCAUUCACUCACACCCAGAGAGGACCCACACAGAACCAGGCCUGGGGUUCAGGUGUCGGCCUCUCUGGUGUCUGUUCGUCUGUCUGUCAACUGGUGGAGCCUCCAGGCGUGUGCUGCUGGCUGCCAGGUCAGGUGUGUUUCUGGCUGCACUAACACAGUAACUGUGUACUGCUGAUAGAGGCCCUGUUAGAUCCCCACUAUUCAUUGCUGCCCAGUCAAUCCUCAUCCAGUUACUGACUCAGAGAACUAGAAUCUCAUUAACUGGACGGCAGCACUAUAAUGGAUUAACACUAACGGGUCAAAAUCCCAUUCUUAAUGGGAUUGGCUGUGUGUAAUUUAAAGGCCUUGGCUUUCACUGGGAAUAGAGUGGGGCUCAGGGUUUAGGGAGCACAGUGCCUUGUGUUGGUCCCCCCAUCUUUGCCUCCAUCCAGGCGAGCAGCACACCGCUCCUCCCUUUCUCUUUCGCUCUCUCUCGGCCUGUCCCAGCUCUCACUAACCUCUUCUUCCUGUCUGCCUCUUCUCUUUGUUUCUGUUCUCACCUGUCGGGACACUCAGGACUUCCCAGGGUUAAGCGAUGACUUUUAUGGAUCAAAGAGUUUGAGUAAGUGUGUGGUUGGACUGUCACGCUGCAGCUGCUGUCCCCUGAGCUCAGAGCUAAAUGCCUGUUCAAUGCAGACCCGGCUAGCAAUGGCUGCAACAUAUACACUUGCUUACCGAUAUACACACACACACACACACACACACACACUUACAAACACACAGCCCUAGGGUAAGAGAACAAGAGGGCAAGUGUUACACCUUGUCUGACUUCCUUCUUCCCUGUAGGGAUUUUACUAUAAAAAUGUAGUAGGUCAUUGUCAGAGAGUGAUUACUUGGAGAAACCUAGUAUCUCCCUCCCUACACUGGACAGGGUUUGCUUUUGCUAUUCUGCUUUUCCCUGUUGGCAAGCUGAGCUGACUGCCCAGUGCCCAUGCAUCCUUGUUAACAGGCCAACCGCCACUGUUUUCUUUGGCUUGUCCCUGACACUGUAUCUGGCGUCACAGAUACAGACCCCUCCAUAGGAAACACUGGCAAGGGACCCGGAGGGUCACUUGGGAUUUUGUGAAAGGAAACACUUAAUUUCCUAUUGCUGCAUACUUCCAACCACUUCCCCAUGUAGACAGCGCUGUCACUCUGAACAAGACUGUUUUCUUUUCAUUUUUUUCCUCUUUCUGUCCGUUUUCCUUUUCAUUGGGUUAUAUGCAGUGGGACAACAGGGGACUUGUUUUUCCUUCUUGAUGCUCGGCGACUGGUGGUGAAAAUUUUUCCCUCACGAAAAUGAAAACCAAUUUAUUUUGAUGUGGCUUUACUACUACUGCCCAGCUUUGAGCUUUCCCCAACAUAAACAUGUUCCUCUCCUUGCAGAAUGCCUGACGUCAAACACAAGCGACAGUGAAAGCAGCUCAAGUAAGCAACCUUAUUUUCCUUCACUUUUUGUAAUGCUUUAUUUCGGACAUAAUCCACCUAAAUGAAAAGCAUGCGGCACGUCAUUACACCUGUAUCCGGACCGGUGUUUUAUCUUAGUCCUCGGUGCUGUAGUGAGCUGGCAUUCCACUGAGAUGGUAUCGGGCACUUAGUAAAACCAUAUCUCUGUCGUGUGCUGUUAUGGAAAAUGUGACUGCGUGAAGAGAGUACUUUAAACAUUCCACUACUAUCAACCACAUCUGGUAAUCCAUUGUCAUGGGACUAUAAUAAAGAUUUGUUUUCUCUUUACUCAUGCUGUUCAGAGGGCCAGGAAGACACAAUUCUCUCAUACGAGCCAGUGAUUCGACAGGAGAGUAAGUGUAAUAUACUGUAGGUUCUCCUCCAUUUAGGAGAGGGUUUGAGACCAUUCAUGUGUAUCUUAUUCCAGACAUGAGUUUUGACCUGCGCCCCCUCCUCUCGUUUGCAGUUCAUUACACGAGGCCUGUGAUCAUCUUGGGCCCAAUGAAAGAUAGAGUAAAUGAUGACCUGAUCUCAGAGUUCCCGCACAAGUUUGGCUCCUGCGUUCCUCGUGAGUAGACCACUCGACAACAUGCAUCACAUUAUCACAGCCACUUAUGGAAACACUGGUGGAAAAGGUGUAUAUCCUGUGUUUUAGUGGCAUCUCUCUAACAGUCAUUUGAAUCUGUCCUAUCUGUGCAGACACGACACGUCCGCGGCGGGAGAACGAGAUGGACGGCCAGGACUACCACUUUGUGGGCUCACGGGAGCAGAUGGAGAAGGACAUUCAGGAUAAUAAAUUCAUCGAGGCAGGCCAGUUCAACGAGAACCUCUAUGGGACCAGCAUCUUGUCUGUCAGAGCAGUGGCUGAGAGGGUAGGGAGCACCACACACACCAUAAAUGUGCAGUAUACACAAGGUUAAUUUCUGAUUAAUUCUUAAUGGAUGUAAAGCCUGAGAAAAUAUGUGGUAUUUUGAUACUCAAGUGGUCUUUCUCUCCUUCCUCUUCAUUAAGGGAAAACACUGUAUCCUGGACGUGUCUGGGAAUGCUAUAAAGCGACUGCAACAAGCACAACUUUAUUCGAUCGCAAUUUUCAUCAAACCAAAAUCCAUUGAAACUCUUAUGUAAGUGUGUGUUCUUGGAACAAAUGAACUGUUAACAGCUUUUCACUUUACUGUAACUCCAUACAACAAUCACUUCCUGUACUACACACUAACCAACCAUGCCUGUGUUGCAGGGAGAUGAAUAAGAGACAGACAUUUGAGCAAUCCAAUAAAAUCUUUGAUAAGGCAAUUAAGCUGGAACAAGAGUUUGGAGAAUUUUUCACAGGUAAAUCCACUAGUUUAUUUUUGAUUUAGUUUUUAGAUUAUUCACAGAUUAUACAUAUUUUAGAUAUGCUUGAAUCGUAUUGUAGGGCGAGUAGGAAUCUUAAUGCAUCAAUGCACUCAUUAUAUUUGCUUCUCUGUCCGUCUCCAGCCAUUGUACAGGGUGACUCGCUAGAGGAGAUCUACAACAAAAUCAAGAUGAUCAUCGAGGAACAGUCGGGCCCCUACAUCUGGAUACCUUCCUCCGAGAAGCUCUGAGCUCCCAGCUGUACCCCUCUGUGUCAGUGCAGAGCCCCCCACACCCCUCCUGACACCCCGCCUAUCCCCCAAAUAGCUCCUCCCUCCCCUUUUUUGCAGAUGUUUCAUAUCAAGUUUUAGUGUCAUCAUUAUGUUAAUCUCAAAUGAAAAUAAGUCUUAUCACCAUUCCUGUGACUGUGCACAACCCUGCAUGAGUUUCUCAGCAAAUCCAUUCAAGACUGGAAAUGCCAUUCCGAAUUUGUCAUUUUAAAACAAACAAAAAACGGAAAAGGAGAAAUAAUCCUUAUUUUGUGAAAUGGGACUGACAGUUGAAGAUCAGAAUGUUUUCCAGAUGACGCCGGAGUGAGGAGGAGUUGCAGGGGAAUGGAGACUUAAGCAUACAAGUUGGAACACUUUGUAAAUGUUCAUCAAAUCACAUUUUAAAGACGAGAAGCAAAGACCACUUAGGGGGUUUUUCUACAAGGACUGGAUAAUAUCAAGCCCAGCUGAUGGUACUGUUGGAGGAGUCAUCUCUCUUGUUUAUAAUUACUGAAGAAAGUGGUGGAGAAGCCUACAGACUGGUGAUCUAUCACAAACCAGCUUGCUGUUUGAUCAGCUGCCAGUUGUUGGUGCUGCUGCAGCUGAUCAAGACCUCUUGGGAGGCAGAACAACUGAAAGAAAUGAGUUAUGAAUCUCUACAUUUAUAUACUGAAAUCACAAGGUAAAUGAACAAAUCCUACUGAGAUUUUACUACAUAUUAAAAACGACACGUUUUACAUUUCACUAGAAUUGUCUACUUGGAGGGCUGUUAGAGUUCAUUCUUUUUUUAUUUUUGUGGGAUUUUUUGCUUGUGGUUUUUAGCUGCUCUGUGUAAAGGAUGGGGGUAGAGAAGUGUAACGGGGCUCUCUGCAAAACACCAAACUGCCUUACAUCAAAUACAAAUUGUUAUAUUACUACCUGUACUUUGUGAGGGAAGCUACAAAUAAUUGACAAGGAAAAAACAGGAAACAUAUUAUUAUUUUUCUGCGUUGUCCUCCUGACUUCCAGGAGGCCUAACUUGUGAGUGCAAUAGACCGAACGCAUCUCUCACCUCUGUGAAUUCCCAUCUUCCCCCUGUAUUUUUACCCUUUUCCUGUUGUAAUUUAAGAAGAAUUUAUUGGAUUCCAAUUUGGGCAGCCAUAGCUCCCUCACCCAUGUUGAGCAGCAGACCACCCUAUUACACUCUCUGCCUUCCAAGAUGAUUCUCUUUGAUUGAAUGGUCACAUGGUACUGUCCUGUAUAUGCCACCCUGAAGGUGGCCUUAAAACGGGUAGAACAAGACAUAUUGUAUUGGAUGUCCUUCUAACAAUUAAAGAGUCAAUAUAACCUGUUUUUGGAUUGUCCCCUUCCCCCCAAAAAAUAACACUUAAGAAGGGUUUGAUUAAAACCUAUAUGCUCUGUGUAUCUAUAAAGUUGUAAUAUUUUUUUGAAUUUGUUCUGGGCAUGUGUUGAGCCACUGUGUUAUGAACCCAAUGGUAUGU
Messenger RNA from Coregonus sp. 'balchen', 11852 nucleotides. The record is from the annotation of a GenBank genome assembly. NCBI's taxonomy places the organism in Eukaryota, Metazoa, Chordata, Actinopteri, Salmoniformes, Salmonidae.